AGACCACACAUUCACAAUCACCUGUAGUGCAGGUCAAAUAAUCAGACGUGCACCCGACGAAUGGAAUGCCCCAAGGAAAGAUUCCCCUUUCCAAUCAAAUGUUACAAGCUGUGCAAUAAACUCUUUAAUCCCUGUUCAUGGUAAAAUGGAUCGGUUGGGACAAUGCUUGGACCAAAUUAACCCAAUUUUCAACCGCAACAUUAGUCUGGAUUAUGUUGAGCCUUCAAAUUUUGUUGAUCCCUUAUCCAUCCAAUAUAGUAAAGGUAAAAAACUUAGCUAUGCUGCCUAAAGUUAUUGAAAAGGAAGGGCAUCUUAUGCUCCAAUCUAGGCCCCAGGGACGUUACAUUUCUGAUAUUACGGAGCCAUCUGAUAUUGAAAAGGAAGACUAUCUUAUUGUCCAACCGAUGCCACAGGGAAGUUACAUUUCUGAUGAUGGUGGCUCAUUGGAAGCUCUUGCAAGUUCGAUGAUGGAUCGGGGCCAUGAUAAACGGAGACCAGCACACCGUCGAUUUUGUAUGCAAUGAUUAUUCUCUUGGGGAUUGCAUCUGAGAUUAGAAUGUAACCAGCAGAAGAAGGAUUUUGCCUCUUGAGACUGAUA
This is a messenger RNA of Hibiscus syriacus, 598 nucleotides long. RefSeq lists its product as uncharacterized. The transcript has 3 exons. Bases 138 to 524 code for a protein of 128 amino acids. NCBI's taxonomy places the organism in Eukaryota, Viridiplantae, Streptophyta, Magnoliopsida, Malvales, Malvaceae. The record is from RefSeq and is a predicted model, not a curated record.